UUCGCACCCACGAAAUGUUGACGUUUGCCUUGGUAACUCUGGUAUUUUUUGGCCAGUCUUCGUACCAGGUGGGGGAAGAAGAUACUUUCCUCUAUGACGUAUUUCCCCCAGGGUUUCAGUGGGGAUUUGCCUCCUCAAGUUACCAGAAUUGCGUCGUUCUGAUGAUGUGGUUGGUGGCGUUAGGACGGGCGUUGGGAGAAGAUGCAGGCAAAGGACCGAAUCCGUGGGCGGCUCUGAUGGGGCCCGAUGAUUUUCGGGACCUCAUCUGUAAUCGCAAUAGGUCGAUGGAAUGGAAUCUGGUCUCCCCUUCCAACAGGCCUGUCGGACCUGUUUACGGGCAGGGAAUCAAUCACAUCCCAACGUAUUCCUUAUCAGGAUGGUUCCAGUGCUGCACGAGUGCGCGAUGUGGAGGGAUUUCCCCCAGCCCAGCAAAGGGGAAUACUUUGCGGCGAAUUACGUUUGUUCGGUUUCUAGCGGACUUGCCGUCGGAGAUGGCAACCGAGGUCCGAAAGGAUAUAUGUUUGUCGCCAGAGGCAUACAUACGUCGGAGGACCAACGACUUGUUAGGCCAGUCCUCCUUUGCGUGGUGGGGCCAGUUCUGGGAGAGGAUUUCGGUGUUAGAAGUUGACGACAACCUCUAAAUCCGUAGAGGUCAGGGGUCCUAUAUCUCAAGAUAGGAACAUAUCGGACCUAAUUCUAAAUUAUUAAUUAAAUAUGCACUUCAAAACAAAUAAACUUGUCAAUGUGUAUA
This is a messenger RNA of Folsomia candida, 751 nucleotides long. RefSeq lists its product as uncharacterized. The transcript is spliced from 2 exons. The record is from RefSeq and is a predicted model, not a curated record. Lineage: Eukaryota; Metazoa; Arthropoda; Collembola; Entomobryomorpha; Isotomidae. Bases 15 to 641 code for a protein of 208 amino acids.